AUGUUUCAGAUCGUCGCCCUGAGCGACAGCGCGGUGAAGAUCGCGCCGGCGAACCUGGGAAAGAGUACGCUCGAGGCGGUGACGCAGGAGCUCGAAUCGUUGUACGUGGACAAGGUUCUGGCCGAGUGCGGAGGACUGUGCGUGACCCUGUACGAGAUUACGAAUAUCUCUGGCGGCGCCGUGCUAUCGGGAGAAGGGUGCGUGUGCUUCGAGGUGGAGUUUAAGCUCGUGUUGUUCAAGCCGUUCACGGGCGAGGUUCUCGAGGGAAAGCUCGAGAGCUCGGACGAGCACGGCGCGCACGUCUCCAUAGGAUUCUUUGAUGAUGUCUUCAUCCCACCGAGCAACAUGCAAGAUCCGAGCGAGUGGGAUGAGGAUGAAAAGGCGUGGAUUUGGGAUUACAACGGUGAGCGCAUUAAGCUCGAGGUGGGCGAGAAGGUGCGUUUCAGAGUCGUCGGCUCGCGCUUUCCGGACUCUCCGAAAACCGCGGAGGAGCUCGCGAGUCUUACCGCUGACAGCGGAGCAAAAGCGAACGGUUCGUUCGCUCCGAUGUUAGUCGUCGGCGAUCUCAACGCCGACGGUUUAGGCAUGUGUUCGUGGUGGGAAGAGGUCGUCGAGUGA
Messenger RNA from Ostreococcus tauri, 618 nucleotides. RefSeq names its product RNA polymerase III, subunit Rpc25. Lineage: Eukaryota; Viridiplantae; Chlorophyta; Mamiellophyceae; Mamiellales; Bathycoccaceae. Gene Ontology annotation, cellular component: RNA polymerase III complex. The coding region runs from base 1 to 618 and encodes 205 amino acids. Gene Ontology annotation, biological process: transcription initiation at RNA polymerase III promoter; DNA-templated transcription. The transcript has a single exon. Gene Ontology annotation, molecular function: nucleic acid binding. The record is from RefSeq and is a predicted model, not a curated record.